Molecule: messenger RNA, 3826 nt
Organism: Pectinophora gossypiella (pink bollworm)
Lineage: Eukaryota; Metazoa; Arthropoda; Insecta; Lepidoptera; Gelechiidae
Product: esterase FE4-like
Exons: 4
Coding region: 817-2457 (546 amino acids)
Source: RefSeq, a predicted model, not a curated record
AUGUCGCAAGUGAAAGAAUGAAGAUUAAGAAAACGGUGAACAAGUAUUCAUGUCUGUCGGUCAGUGGAAAGCACGCAAACCGGUCGAGUGACGAGUGAUACUGGAACCAUCGGCGCCGGCCAUUCUAGAAUUACUCACAUCACGAAAUACUCGUGUUUUGACGAAUAAACACAAAAUAAACGAAGCGUUUUUGAAUCAAAGUGACAAUUGUGAUACUAGUGCUAAAAAUACACGAUAUACAAUGUGACGGAAAGGACUUAGUGUUAAAAAUAAUAGUUAAGUUAGUGUUUGUGUUUUCGUUUGAGCUCGGCAAACCAUUUCGUGAAAUAGUGAAUUAAGUGUUGUAAUAUUUAGUGAAUUCCAGUCGAAUAAUAGACAGUAUUUAAAAUGAUAACGUGAAUCCAAACUCGGUCGUCUUCAACGGUCUCAAUCACAGAACAGAGUUAAUAAGGUCGAUUUUUCUAUGGUAUCCAAAAGGACUUAAAUAUGAGGUGACUUUGACUGAUAUCAUAAUUAGACAAAAGUGUUAAUGCAAAACACAGUGGAACUGACUAUAAUGGUAUUUACAUAACUGUAUCUAAUAUUUCAAAUAGUGAUAGAGAAGUAUUGCGCAUUUGAGUAGUAAAAACAAAAAAACUCCAUUAAAAAGGCAUGCAAAUAGUGUAUUGUAGGUAAAGAAGGAAGUGAUCAUAAAUGGAGACACAAAAACGCAUUUUUCAAAGUCACUAGAAAUAGUGUAGGGCUGAGGUUGAUAAUCCACCUCAUAACCCACACGGUAAAAGAAGAAGUGAUUUGUUAUAAAGUUGGUGAUAGACAAUGUAUAUGCGCGUGAGUGUGUCGUGGAAGUGGGUGGUGCUGUGGUCGCUGUGGGCGGCGCGGCUAGUGCGGCAGCCCACGGCGGAGCUGCGUGUGCGCAGCGGGCUGGUGCGGGGAUCCGUAGCUCACAACGGCGCCUACGCCGAGUACCUUGCCAUACCUUACGCUACCAUCGUCAAUAGAUUUCAGGAAUCAAAGCUGGUCCCACCGUGGGAGGGUACCUUCGAAGCGUACCAGGAACACGUCAGAUGCACGCAACGCUUCUCCAAGCACAUGAUCUCCGGCCAAGAGGACUGCCUGACCCUCAACGUGUAUACGCCGCCGCCGCAGCCCGGUGACGUCACACGGCGUCCCGUUAUGGUCUUCAUCCACGGAGGAGGCUUCCGAGACGGCUCAGGAUCCCCACUUCUAUACGGCCCUGACUAUCUAGUCCCUCACGGAGUCAUUCUAGUCACCAUCAACUACAGACUCGAAGUCUUAGGCUUCCUGUGUCUGGGAAUAGAAGAGGCACCAGGAAAUGUCGGACUGAAAGAUCAAGUAGCAGCUCUUAGGUGGGUUCAACAGAAUAUAGAAGUUUUCGGUGGGAAUCCUAACGAUGUCACUUUAUUUGGUGAAAGCGCAGGAUCAGCGUCUGUCGUGUACCAUUUAAUAUCUCCAAUGUCGAAGGGAUUAUUUCACAAAGUAAUAAUGCAAAGUGGUUCGGCCACAGCGCCGUGGGCUUUUCAAUUCGAACCACUUAAGACUGCAAGACUACUCGCCAAACAAAUGGGCUAUGAUACUCAAGACUCUCGUGAAAUAUACAAGAUAUUUAGGAACAAAACUGAUGUAGAGUUGCUGAGUACAAGAGUACCACGAGCCAAAGGUGACGUAGUUCUUUCUGAAAACGUCUUUGUACCCUGUGUGGAACAAACAAUUCCAGGCGUGCAAUCUUUCCUAACUGAUCUGCCGUAUAAUUUACUAUCAAAAGGCAAAUACGCCAAAAUGCCAAUGAUAAUAGGUUACAACGACGCGGAAGGAUACAUGUUUGUUGGUAAAGAAAACGAUACCACAAAAGAAAACUUUGAUUUCUAUAAUGGUAUACCCCGAGACCUACAUUUCCCAAAUGAAGAAGAACGUAUUAAGACUGCUGAAAGACUGAAACAGAUGUAUAUAGGAGAUAAAGAGUAUUCUAAAGACAUGAUAGAUGAGUUAGCAAGGUUUGAAGGAGAUGCAGGAAUCACGUAUUCAGUGAUAUCUACUAUUGAAAUGCUGCUAAAGACUAACAUUGAACCAAUAUACACCUAUAAGAUGUGUUAUAGUGGCUGGUUGAAUCUAGCAAAGUUGGUCUUCGCAUCGUGGAAGACACGAGGAGCUACCCAUGCUGAUGAACUGUUCUACAUGUUUAAGACAAGAGCCACUCUGAUUAAUUCAUUCUUUGAAACUGAAAUGAUCAAAAAGGUAUCGACGCUCUGGAGCAACUUUGCAAAAUUUGGGAAUCCAACACCAGCAGAGACAUCAGUGUUACCAAAAUGGCGGCCAACUGACAAGACCAAUCCUCAAGUAUUGGUGAUCAACGAGAAAUUCUCCACGGCACCACUGUGGGAUGAUGAAAUCAUGCUAUUUUGGAACAAGACUUACUCUAAAUAUAGAAGAAAAGUGUAGACUCGACGGAAUAGGUUAUAUUUAAAAUGUAUAUAGCGAAUGUAUGAUAUUGUCGAGGGUAAUGCAACGAAGACAGUUCUGGGGGUCUAAAAUGGCCACAUUGCAGCAAUUCAUAAAAGUAAAUGCGUAAUGUCUACCAACAUGAAAUACCAAUAUUGCUUUUUUGAUGAUUGUCAUUUGUUGCAGAAGGUUCGAGAAAUUUUCACUCUGUACGAAGAAGUCAAUGACCCUAUACAUAGAAACACUUUGAUUAUAUAACACUUGCCGUAUGCUCGGUGACUGCGUGAGAUGAGAUGGUGUCAUGUCAAUAAUUGACGGAACUGUGCCAAGUUCAUCCACAAAUUAAGAGCCGUUGAAAAGAAGAAAAUUACUGUUAUAAGUAAGAUGAUAUUUUGUUUGUUUAAGUUCGUAAGACUUUAAUUGUCCUCAUUUUGAUGUAAAUAAUGCUUACAAGCGUGAAUUUUUAAAGUCAACUUAACAAUCCUCAGUUUUACAAUCAGUAUGUUACAUGUUAUAUACAGUCACCAUGAGUACCUAAUAUUAUGUACCCACUUGAGGACCUUGUGACAUUUAGUGAGUCUUUCAGUUUCUGCCAAAAAGUUAAUGUGACAUGGUACUAAUGUGUAUGAUAUAUUCAUGCUUAUAGCCAUACUACGCACUUGAAACAAUAUGAUGAACAAUAUUGAAUUUAUGCAACAUAAUCACGUUUAAUAGGUACCUUGAUGGUCUUUCAAGACAAAGGCAAACAGUUUUAUGAUGUUUGUAGCCUAUCCCACGUAUCACAAUGAUGAGAAAGCUAUUUGCAUUGGACAUCAUCAUAGGUGAGCAUUAUGUACGACUUAUUAAAGCAUAAAGUAUGAUGUUUUAAGUUAUAACACAAAAUACAACAAUGUAGUGUGUAGGUACGCUUGUAAAGCAUUCUAAAGGUCAUUAAACACGUGUCCAACAGCAAAUAAGUACUAAGCGCGAAACUUGAGUUGGUGUUGACGCGACAAAUAUUGUUGUUUACCUCUAACUUACAUCAAACGGUGGUUUUAUUGACAAUUUGUGCAGCCUUGAAGGCUGUUUGUGGUUGUGAGUUGUGAAAGGCGUGGACGCAUAGCGGAGAGACGAGUACUGCGCAGGCCUGGCGGCCGGCGCGCCGCUUGCAACUAACUUCGCGCUAGAAUAUUAACAAAAAUUCAAAGAACUUUAAAAAUCGAAUCCAAGUUCGAAUUUCGAACAUUCAAUCAGAGUGAACUUUGUGCUAAACAUAUAAAUGUAUAAGUACUUAGCUAUAGUUUAAUUAAUGGUCUUUAAAAAGGUUGUGAUAUUUUAUACGGUGUUUGUGACUUUUUACAUUAUAAGUAAUAUUUAUUGUUUAAUGUUA